AUGGAAGAGAAUAUAGAAAUAAACCAAUAUGAUAUAAAUUUAGAUUUAAAUAAAACAAUAUCAUUUUUUUUAUCAAAUACAAUACCGGUGGGUGGAGGUAACAGCGAUAAUAACAAUAGUAACAGCAACAGUAACAGUAAUAGUAACAAUAAUGAUCAAAUUAUAGAAAAACAGAGAUAUAUGUAUUUAAAAUAUAAACAAUUUAUAGAAUAUUUAUUUGAAAAUGCCUAUGCAAAUAAUUUUAAUUUUAAACUAUACAAAACAAUACCACCCACUAAUCAACAAUUUGUAAAUAUAAAAAAAAUUAUUGAAAAUUUUAAAGAUCAAAACAAAGAAAUGUAUAUAGCGUGUAGAUAUGAUAAUUAUGUAGCAUCAAAUUAUAAGAACAAAGAAGAGCAAGAGGAAUUUAUAUAUAGUUUGGUUGUAAAUCAAUUAGAAUGUUCAAUAUCUUUAGGCAAUGAAAAAGAUAACCCUGAAGAAAGACCUCCAUCAUUUGAUAAUUAUUUAAUAGUGUAUGGUCUAAUUAAACAUAACUCGCAUUUAUUGUGUAAAGAACCUAUGGUUAAAAUUUUAAAUAAAAUAAAAGAAUUUUGUAAAAAUGAAGAGUUCAAAAAACUACCUUUUGAUUUGGGUCAUAUCCAACUAAAUAGAAUCAAUAAUAGUAUAAACCACCCCAUUAGCAGUUGUGAAAAACAAGAGAAUUUAAAUUUGUUUAAUCAGUUAUUAGGUUUUAGUCAAGGAUCAUCAGAUAGUUUCUUUUCAUUUCAAAAAAUAAUGUGCGACUAUAAAAGCAGUGAUAUGGCAUUCACUUUUAGAUAUAAAGUACCAGAUUAUAAAAUCAUAAUAUCAGAUCACUUUUUAAAAUCAUACAUAGACACAUUGCUAAUAAUAAUACCAAUAUAUAAUAGUAUUGAUAAUAGUUUAGCAACAUCGGUAGUAGAUAAUAGUUUUAUACUGUUGGAUAUUGUGAAUGUAAUAAAGCAGCUACAGAAUCACUAUAAAAAAUAUCUAAUAGAACCUUUACGUGACUAUAUGUUUAGGGUAGAAAUCCUAAAGCCAUGGGACAGAGACGAUGAUAUCAAUGAUGAUGAAGAGGUCCAAACAAAUUUACCAGAAAAAAAACAAGAUAGUACAAACUAUUUAGAAGAAUCAGACUCUGAUGAUGAGGAACAAGAACAUGAAGAGGGAGAAUCUGAAUAUAUAGAGGAUUACACAUUUACUAUAAAAGACAAUACUAAAGAGACUAGUAAAGAAUUCACCAUAGUACAGAAAACAAUAAACCCAAAAACCAGUCCAAAUAAAAAGGAACCAACAAUAGAUUUAAUCAAAUUAAAAUAUAAUUUUUUAAUCUGCUCAUUUUUAGAAAAUGGAAUAAUGGAUUUAAAAUUAGUUGAAAAACUUAUUAGAGACAUUCAGCUAAAACGAGUAACAAAAUCACUCUCAACACUAGGUAGAAUUUGUGUUCCGUUGGGGCUAAAAGAAUUUAUAAAUAUUUGUAUCAAACUUUGUUCAAGCCUAAAAUUACAAUUUUCAUUCUUUAGGUUCCUAGAUAUGUUUGUUGAGGGUUGUCAAAUACUAGAUCCAUACUGUAGAUUGGGAAUAUUGCAAGAAAUCUACAGAGCUGAAGAGUAUAUUGAAAAUGAAUGGGAUCCUGACGUACUAAACAUUGAAGACUCGGAACUACUAUUGGACUAUUUCGAGACCGCUUUCACCUGCCUAUACAAAGAUAAAAUGGUUGAUAGAGAACCAAUAUUAGAAGUAAUGCUUUCAAGUAUUGAUAAAGGCAUUGCACCAGUUAAAAAAAUGUUUAUAGAAAGAAAACUCCAUCAUUUUUUAUCACUUUUACCAAUGGAUUACAUAAACAAAUAUCUAAUGCACCAAUUUUAUUCAAAAAUUCAACAAUCAAAAGUUUAUCACAUAAAAUAUCAACAAUAUAAUGAUAUAAAUUUUAAUAAUUUACAGCUAAAUAUAAAUCACACACAUUAUAGCCAACAAAAUCAAGAUAAAGGUACCAUUAUACUAUCAAGUUAUUUACAUCAAUAUAUUUUAAUUUUAUUAUUAAAUGAUAAACACACCAAAACCAAAGAAAAGUUAUCAAUAGCGUUAGUAUCAAAGAGAUUUUAUCAAAAUACAAUUGACAUUAUGAAUAACUCAACAUGUGUACCAAUCAAAAUACUAUUACAUAUCUACAAUGUAAAGAAUAUAAUAGGGAACUAUUCACUACUAAAGCCAUCACAAGUAAAAUAUAUUAAAAUUCACCAAAUUACUACACCAGGCGGUGUCUAUAGCAAAUGUUUAGAUUUUUCAAAACUAAAAUACCUAUUUACUUCAGUCGAAAUAUUAAAGAUCAAAGGUAGAGGUAGUCUGGGCUUUUCACCAAAGGAUAUUCAGCAUUUAAUCGAAAUGAAAUCACUAAAAAAGAUUAAUAUGAGGCCAUUGUUUUGCCAAAUCAUUUCAAAUUGGUCAGAUUUCAUAAAACUAUCAAAUGAAAAACAAUUAAAAUUUAGAAUUCACGCCUAUGCCGGUCAGUCUGAUAGCUUCAAGCAUGGAAUUUUAAAAGAUCUAAACCAACAAAACACACUAGUUAAAAAGGUGGCCACAGAUUCAUUAAACUUUUUAAAAUAUUACCAUUCAAGCUAUAUGCAAAAUAUCAAUUCAUUCGCUCUUCAUACUAUGGCAGAUCAUUUAGUAGAGAAACAAAUGAAAGCAUUCAAAGAGAACCCACAUAGUAAAGAAAGAUUAAAGUCAAUUAAAUAUAUUCAGUUUAUGUUGGAUUAUAAAACAAAUGCAGUAUUAUAUUUCUUAAAUAUUUUCGAGGGUUUAGCAGUAAAUCUAGAAACCAUUAAAAUGGAAAUACGUACUUUCGAUUCACAUGAAGAAUAUGUUUUCUCUGAAAUUUUCAAGACCAUAUCUUUCAAGCAUCCAUCAGUUAAAAGGUUAAUCAUUAGAGGUUUCAAAAUCAAUGAUCAAUAUAUAACAAAAUAUCCGAUAAUAAUAAACUGGAACCUUGUCAAGCUAUACAAUUUUAAGCCAUCAAAUAAUUUAAAUUAUAUAGAAUUCGAAAGAAAAUCAAUUAACAAUGACAAAUCAUUAUAUUAUAAUAGCAUAAAUUUAAAUAAUAAUAACAAAAGAAAUUUUGACCAAUAUAUUAAAAAUAAUAACGGCGAUAAUAACGAUAGCGAGGAAUCUGAAGAGGUAUUCGAACUUGAUGAAAUUGAUAGUUCGAUAGCCCAUGAUAUAGAUUUCUUCCACACCUACUCACCAAAUGAACUUCAAAACCCAUUCAAAUAUGGUGAUAUAGAAUAUUCAAUAAAACUUUAGCAUUCUAGCGCUCGAAUAAAAUAAAUAACAUAACUCAGUUUUUUUGCAAAACGAUUUGCUUGUAAUUCAAAAUAAAAAUAAAAAUAAAAAUAAUAUGUAUUAUUUUAUUGAAUGUUAAU
This is a messenger RNA of Dictyostelium purpureum, 3440 nucleotides long. RefSeq lists its product as uncharacterized. Bases 1 to 3321 code for a protein of 1106 amino acids. NCBI's taxonomy places the organism in Eukaryota, Evosea, Eumycetozoa, Dictyosteliales, Dictyosteliaceae. The transcript has 4 exons. The record is from RefSeq and is a predicted model, not a curated record.